Messenger RNA from Culicoides brevitarsis, 1692 nucleotides. Its product is annotated as dynein regulatory complex subunit 3-like. The coding region runs from base 1 to 1692 and encodes 563 amino acids. Gene Ontology annotation, cellular component: cilium. NCBI's taxonomy places the organism in Eukaryota, Metazoa, Arthropoda, Insecta, Diptera, Ceratopogonidae. The record is from RefSeq and is a predicted model, not a curated record. Gene Ontology annotation, molecular function: protein binding. The transcript has 5 exons.
AUGAAAAUGCAACUGGCAGAAGGGAAAUCAGAACAAGCAGCAGCGUUGAAAAAAAUAAUACAUAAGGAUAUCGAGCCAGGUGUUAUAGAUGAGGAAAUGAUUGUGAAUGUAGUAUUGUCCAGCUACAAAAAUGAAGCUGGUCGGCUUGCACGAUCGGAAAAAAUUGAUUUGAGCAAUGUGACUAUUUUGCGUCUAGAGUUCCUUAAAAUACUAAAAAUUGAUCAUUUAUGGGUGAUGCCAAAUCUGAGAAUUUUGUCAUUAGCAUUCAAUCAAAUUGAUAAAAUCGAGAAUUUAGACAUGUUACUAAAUUUGAUAGAGCUUAAUCUGUCUUUUAAUUGUAUAGAAAAAAUAGAGAACUUGGAUGCCUUAACAAAAUUGGAAAUUUUGACACUUUAUGGCAAUCGUAUUACAGUUUUAGAAAACAUUGAUAGUCUCGAGAGUUUGUUGAUAUUCAGUAUUGGUGAAAAUCAAAUCGAUUCGUACAAAGGUAUUGAGCGGCUUCGAUUCAUCAAAUCACUCCGAUCAUUCAAUAUGGAAGAAAAUCCAGUGGCAAAAGACACCGAAAAUCCCAUGCGUAUUUAUAUUGCGGCAUUUUUGCCAGAUCUUAAGUAUUACAAUUAUGCAUAUAUUACUCCUCAAGAAAGACUACAAGGCAGAAAAAAAUACAAAUCUGAAUUACGUGACUUAGAAGAAACAGAAAAGACAGAAAUUGCUGACCGUAAACGACGUGCUAAAGAGAAAGAAGAUGAAACUCGAUUAAGUGAAUGCUUUGUUGAAUAUUUAAAUGGGCAUCAACUAUUUGAUUCUCUCUUCGAGGACGAUCCAGAAGGUGAUGCACUUAUGUCAAUUGAAACGGAAGUUAAUGAGUUGAAAAAAGACUAUCGAGACGAAGCGUUUCGUAUUACACAACAAGUUUACAAAAUUGGUCUUGAGCAACACGAACGUCGCCAAAAGCAGAUCCAACUCUUCAUGGAGGCUGUUAAGGAUGGACAGAUUACUGCACAAAAAAAAGGAAUUUCUCUAAUAGACACGUUUCUUGAUCAGAAAAAGGAAAUAUUUAGGCGUGUUCAAAACUUAAUCGACAACUCUACUACACAAGAAAACUUUGUAAUUUCACCAGAAACAGAAAUUGCUUUUGUUCAAAUUGGCGAUGCGUUCAAUGAGAAAGUGGUUAAGUUAAAAAAAGAUCUCAUGAGCAUUGAAAUUCAACUGUAUGAACGUGUUGAGGAAGCAAAUAGUAAUUUUGAACAUGUUAUACAAGACCUUACAAAUGAGUUUAUUGAAUUAGUUCAAGCGCAAUUUGUGUUGCUGCGUGAUGCAGAGACAAAUUUCAAUGAAGUUUUGGCUGAAACAGUGCAACGACAUGCAACAUUGCUAGUGGCAUCUUCUCCGGACGGGACUUCUUUGCCUGCAGCUUUGAAGGAGUUUUUGCAAGACAAAGACUUUAUUUCGUCGCUCGCAUUAGGAAUGCGAGACUUACAUUUACAUCGCAUAGACGCAAGAGAAGACCGUCUUAUAACUCGAAGUCGUAACUGGGUAAAAGAAUUAUGCGAUAAAUUUCAGAGAAAUGAAGUUAAACGGAAUCGUGCAAAAAUAAGUGAAAUAACAUAUUUUCUACAAAUACAGCGGGAUGAAAUGGAACGGCUUAUCAAUAUACCACAAAUUGAUGAGGAUAUGCGAGACGAAAAUUGA